Molecule: messenger RNA, 828 nt
Organism: Capronia coronata CBS 617.96
Lineage: Eukaryota; Fungi; Ascomycota; Eurotiomycetes; Chaetothyriales; Herpotrichiellaceae
Product: NADH-ubiquinone oxidoreductase 24 kDa subunit, mitochondrial
Exons: 2
Coding region: 1-828 (275 amino acids)
Molecular function (GO): NADH dehydrogenase activity
Source: RefSeq, a predicted model, not a curated record
AUGGCGUCAAAAUUCGUUCCUCAGCUGGUGCGCCAGGCAUCACGAAGCCUGUCCAAAGCUCCUCGCAGCAGACAGCAGAUCAGACAGACGUUCCGACCCAGACAAUUCUCCAGCACGCCGUUGUCGCGGAGCGAGGCGCUCUCAGUGCACCGCAAUACUCCCGACAACAAUCCGUCGAUUCCCUUCAAGUUCAACGAGACCAACUUGCGGCUCAUCGAUGAGAUCCUCAAACGAUACCCACCACAAUACAAAAAAGCCGCGGUGAUGCCGCUGCUGGACCUGGGCCAGCGCCAGCACGGUUGGACGACCAUCAGCGUGAUGAACGAGGUGGCGAGGAUCCUGGAGAUGCCGCCGAUGCGGGUGUACGAGGUAGCCACGUUUUACACCAUGUACAACCGCCAGCCAGUGGGCAAGUACUUUGUUCAAGUAUGCACGACGACGCCGUGCAUGUUGGGCGGCUGCGGCAGCGACAAGAUCAUGAAGGCCUGCGAGGAGUUUUUGGGGAUCCACUCUGGCCACAUGACCGAGGACAAGCUGUUCAGCUUACUUGAGGUCGAAUGCCUGGGAGCUUGUGCCAAUGCGCCCAUGGUGCAGAUCAACGACGACUAUUACGAGGAUUUGACCCCGGAGACGAUUACACAGAUAUUGCAAGCGCUGAAGGAUUCGUCGACCAUCAGCGGAUAUGAUUUGAGCAAGGUGCCGCGCCCGGGCCCGCAACCAUACGAGGGCGAGCAGAGAAUGAGCUGCGAGCCGAGGGGGGGUCUGACCACGUUGACGGGCGAACCAUAUCAUAUCAAAGAUUUCAUGAGAACUGAUGGAGAGUUGUGA